This is a messenger RNA of Daucus carota subsp. sativus, 1725 nucleotides long. RefSeq names its product protein TIFY 8. Gene Ontology annotation, biological process: regulation of defense response; regulation of jasmonic acid mediated signaling pathway; response to wounding. NCBI's taxonomy places the organism in Eukaryota, Viridiplantae, Streptophyta, Magnoliopsida, Apiales, Apiaceae. The record is from RefSeq and is a predicted model, not a curated record. The transcript has 6 exons. Bases 331 to 1572 code for a protein of 413 amino acids. Gene Ontology annotation, cellular component: nucleus.
UGAGAGAGAAAAGGGAAGGAGGGAAAUGUAACAAGACGGACAGCAGUCUGAGUCUGUGCAGUCCCAGACAAAAAACACUCUCUCAAUCACAACAACAUAUACUUACAUUAUACUUACAUACAUCACGGACACACACACAGACACGCACUGUAGGUGGGGUGAUAAUACAACUAGUCCUACUGUUCUGACUUGCAAGAACAAGAAUAAAAAUGAACCCCCCAUUUAUUGAUUCCUCUUCAGCUUUUGCUUUUUAAUGCUUCACUUCCAAACUCUCAUCAACUACAAACCCUCUCUCUCUCUCUCUCUCUCUCUCUCCACAUUUAAGAUGAGAUGGCUCUACUGCAAAUGAUGGCUCACACUCAUAACAACAAUAAUAAUACUCAUACUGAUGACAUUGCUCAAGAUGUGAAGCCUACUGUUUUUCAUGAUUUUUUAAGUAAAGGGUCAGAUUUGUUGCCGCCGGCCGGUGCUGCUCCGCCGGCUUCUGCCGCCUCUUCUGGUGGGCCCCGUGGACCCAUCUCAUCAACUUCUGAUCUGGCUUCUGAAAAAGAUGCUGGAAAUCAUUACGAGGGGGUGCCAUUUUAUGGGCUAAGAAGGGAUCUCACUGGACCAGAGAUAGCUAGUAGGUUUACCAGAAACAAGCGAAGUAGCUUAGAAAGCGGCUACUUGGGGUCAUCAAGAGAUGUGUUGCAGCAAAUGCAGCCUCACUCUUUAGAGACCUCACAUAUAAUGAAGAUGUUCCGAGGCACUGGAGGACCUAGACGGCCCCAAGAUGAGGAAGCAUUUCUUGGUAUGCAUCCAACAAGACCGACCUCUGACUCUCUUGUGUUGCAACAAGCCACCAGUGCUAGAGCUGAUGUGAACGCUUCAAAAUGGGAGCGAGCUACUCCAAUUAGUGUUGGCCCGGUACUGCCAUAUUCUUCACUGAAAGGUCAAGUUGUUCCUUUUGGGUAUCAACACCUAUCAACUAGAUUCAAAGACUCCAAUGUAGGCCCCUCAAUUUUUCAUCAAGCUGCUGAUGAAGGAUCAAGAACUGGAAUGAAGGGUUCAGGUAUUUUGAGUUCUAUCAAUGUCAGUGGAGGAACUUCAGACAGAAAUGCACCUAGUGCUAGCAACCAGAAUUCAGGUAAUCGAAUAGCUGAGACAGAGUCAUCUACAAAUCAACAAGGGGAAGCAUUAGUUAGUCGCCAGAUGACCAUCUUUUAUGGUGGUCAAGCCCAUGUGUUUGAUGAUGUUCACCCGAACAAGGCCGACGUUAUAAUGGCCUUAGCUGGUUCAAAUGGAGGAUCUUGGUCCACAGAUUUCACACAAAAUUCUACUAUUAGGCCACCCCCUACCGAAAUAGAACUUCCUGGUACUGAGAAUGAAACAGGCAUGGCUAUAAACUCUGUAUUUCCGAGGGAGUUCCGUCACAGGUUUUCGAUGACUGGGAAUUCCAGUCAUGGGAUCGUGUCUAGCAACCAAACGCCAUUUUCCCCAGGAUCUCAUGGAGGAAGUUUAGUAGUGAAAGAUUUGAAGGACCUGAAUCAAGUGGCAGAACCUAGUGGUGAAAAGAGAAAACAUGAGUUAUAGAAACUGCAAUAUGCAUCUGCUAAUAGUAUUAUAUGAGUUCACUUGAGAAGAUAUGUUGUAAGCUUCACUAUAUAUUACCAAUCAUUGUUGUCCUUCACAUACCUUGAAACUUCCUUUCUUCAGGUUUUGGAUUAUGUAUUCUUGUUAGUUAGA